CUCAGGCCGUGGUCCAGGCGGCCACGUGCGGCCCUGGGAGAGGUGGGAAGGCUGCUUUGCGGGAGCGCCAGCCCUCCCGGUGGCCCUGAGGGCCCCGCCAGCUGGCCGUCUCUGGGUGGACCACGGCACCGCCCCAUGGGAGAUCAGGAAGCAGGCCCCAGCCGGCCGUCAUGCCCAGGGCCCACCUUCACUCCGUGGUCAGGGAGGGAUGCCCCCGCUCCAGCAGGUCCCAGCCAGGAGGCUCCGCCAGAAUGAAAGGAGAUUCUCUGUGUGUUGUCUGGGCUGUGAAGUCAUGCGAGCAGCUUUUGAAAGAGCCAGUGCCUUCGGAGCACGGAGGUACGCGAGAGGAACCGCCAUUCUCGGGGCUCCUGCAUGUCCCAGUGCCCCGCCGGGCCUAGAAGCAAGGGAGCCGGGGUGCACACGGCGGCUCCGGCCAGGUCCGCGGCUGAUGGGAGCUGCUGCGUCCUUGAGGUCCAGUGCACUGGGCUCCACGUCACGUUCAGCGCUCACAAUCAGACGUGGCACAUUUUCUGGUAGAUCUGACUUUCUACAGCAGUUUCGGGUUCCGAGCAAUAUCGAGAGGAAAGCGCAGAGUGCCGGCCGACACCCUGCCUUCCCCCCACCGCUGGCAGCCCCCAUCAGCACCUGCCACACACUGCACUACACACCACGACCCUGCAGGGCUGUGCGGUCACCGCCCAGAGUCCAGAGUGUGCACGAGGGCUGCUCCAAGGCGUCCACUCGUAGGUCCGGGCAGACGUGUGGUGGCACAGACCCACGUGCUUCCUGCCCAAGCACCCCAAGAGGCGCAUGUGCCCGGUGCUCAGUUUCACGGCUCUGGUCAACGUGUUCCCCCAGGGGCUCCCCUCCCCCGGAAUCUUGGGACAUUCCUGGCCUGGCUGAAGCACCCCACGCUCCCUCAGACUCGCUCUGCUCAGAACUGCCCCGCAGAGCCCCCUCCUCCCUCCGCGCCUUUGAGACCCUCCGUGCUGUGCGUGGGUCUGGGCCGGGCUCCUACCCAAGCUGGGUGGGACUCCCCGGGAGGACUGUGGUUUAUAACAGAUGCGUUCAAGAACCAGUGGCUCAUUUAUGGUUUCUCCAAGAGCAAAUGUUGAGUUUCCGUCUGACGCGGCUGUUCCGCUCCUGAGUGCGCACAGAAGGCGCUGGGAGUGGGCGCUUGGGCAGACGCACGGGACACCUGCUGCCUGCCGGGUUCACCACAACCGAACGUCAGUCCAUGAGUGAGGGGGACUGGGGCCUUUCCAUACCGUGGAACGUUAUUCAGCCAUGAAAGGGCAAGACAGACAGACCCUCGCUACAGGGGG
Messenger RNA from Mustela lutreola (European mink), 1325 nucleotides. RefSeq lists its product as uncharacterized. The record is from RefSeq and is a predicted model, not a curated record. NCBI's taxonomy places the organism in Eukaryota, Metazoa, Chordata, Mammalia, Carnivora, Mustelidae. The transcript has 2 exons. The coding region runs from base 209 to 1147 and encodes 312 amino acids.